GUGUGGGUGGCGCUGGGGGCCCGGGGCCAGCAUCAUGGAGGCCCCGCGAUCCCCAAUGCUGCUGCUGCUGGCGGUCCUGGGAGCCCUGUGGGCAGGAGGCAACACGUUUGAGACCCACAUCAUUGGGGGUCGAGAGGCUGCCCCCAACUCACACCCAUACAUGGUCUCGCUGCAGAAAUCCGGCUCCCACCUGUGUGGAGGGGUCCUCGUGCACCGGCAGUGGGUGUUGACAGCUGCCCACUGCCUGACCCAUCCGACACAGCUGCUGAGGCUGGUGCUGGGGCUCCACGUGCUCGGAAACCCUGGCCUUACCUGCCGCAUCAGGGAGGUGGUCCUGCACCCCGAAUACAAGCCAGCCCCCCAUCUGAAGAAUGACCUCGCGCUGGUUAAGCUGGAUGGGAAGGUGAAGCCCAGCAAGACCAUCCGGCCCCUGGCCUUGCCCCGAGGACGCCAGGCAGUGGCCGCAGGAGCGCGGUGCAGCGUGGCUGGCUGGGGUCUGACCCACCAGGGUGGGCAGCUGGCCAGGGCGCUGCAGGAGCUGGACAUGCAUGUGCUGGACGCCAAGAUGUGCAACAACAGUCGGUUUUGGCACGGUGGCAUCAGCCCCCACAUGAUCUGCCUGGCGGCCCACUCCAAGAACCAGGCCCCCUGCAAGGGGGACUCGGGAGGACCCGUAAUGUGCAGCAGAGGCCAAGUGGCCGGAAUCCUGUCCUUCAGCUCUACGGUCUGCACCGACAUCUUCAAACCCCCCGUGGCCACCGCCGUGGCCCCCUAUACGUCCUGGAUCAAGAAGAUCAUCGGCCACUAGCGACCCACCUCCCUAACCCAACCCUCCAGAGAUGGCCCGACUCCCCUCCUGUGCGCCAGCAGGAUUGCAGUGAGGGGCAGCCGGUGGCCUGCAUGUGUCAGGGAACCAAUAAACUGUA
Balaenoptera ricei (Rice's whale) is the source of this 926-nucleotide messenger RNA. It is a transcript of the gene GZMM, whose product is annotated as granzyme M. NCBI's taxonomy places the organism in Eukaryota, Metazoa, Chordata, Mammalia, Artiodactyla, Balaenopteridae. The record is from RefSeq and is a predicted model, not a curated record. Gene Ontology annotation, biological process: proteolysis. Gene Ontology annotation, molecular function: serine-type endopeptidase activity. The transcript is spliced from 5 exons. Bases 35 to 808 code for a protein of 257 amino acids.